AUGUUAACAAACAUUCUCCUAUUGUCUCUUCAAAUCAGUCUCCUGGGAACCAGCCUUGGUGGGAACAUUCUGAUUUGGCCAAUGGAAGGUAGUCAUUGGUUAAAUGUUAAAAUAAUUAUAGAUGCACUCAUUGAAAAAGAGCAUAAUGUGACUGUCCUGGUUGCUUCUGGUGCUCUUUUUAUCACACCAACGUCGAACCCAUCUCUGACAUUUGAAAUAUAUGAAGUGCCCUUUGAGAAAGAAAGAAUAGCCGAAGUGAUCAGAAAUUUUGUUUUGACAUGGCUGGAGAAUCGACCGUCUCCUUCAACCAUGUGGACCUUCUAUCACGAGAUGGCCAAAGUCAUCAAAGACUUCCACAUAGUGUCUAAAGAGCUCUGCGAUGGUGUUCUUAAAAAUGGAAAACUGAUGGAAAAGCUGAAGAAAGGAAAGUUUGAAGUCCUGUUGUCUGAUCCAGUAUUUCCUUGUGGCGAUAUAAUAGCGAUAAAACUGGGAAUUCCCUUUAUCUAUUCUUUGAGGUUUUCCCCUGCUUCAACAGUAGAAAAACACUGUGGAAAGGUGCCAUACCCCCCUUCCUAUGUCCCUGCCAUUCUCUCAGAACUCACAGACCAGAUGUCUUUUGCCGAUAGAGUAAGGAAUUUCAUCUCUUACCAUCUACAAGACUACAUCUUUGAAACUCUCUGGAAACAGUGGGACUCCUACUACAGUACAGCUUUGGAUGGUAGCCAUUGGUUAAAUAUUAAAAUCAUUCUAGAAGAGUUGAUUCAAAGACAUCAUAAUGUCACUGUACUGGCUUCUUCAGCAACUCUAUUCAUCAACUCCAAUUUUGAUCCUUCUGUGAAUUUUGAAGAGAUACCGGUUUCCUACAAGAAAAGUAAUAUAGAUUCCUUAAUUGAACAUAUGAUCAUGCUGUGGCUAGACCACAGACCAACCCCUCUGACAUUGUGGACUUUCUACAAAGAACUAGGAAAGCUCCUAGACAGUUUUUUUCAAAUUAAUACACAAAUCUGUGAGGGUGUGUUAAACAACCCCACACUAAUGGCAAGACUUCAGAAAGGUGGUUUUGAUGUGUUGGUAGCAGACCCAGUAACAAUCUGUGGAGACCUGGUGGCUCUGAAAUUAGGAAUCCCGUUCUUGUACACAUUGAGAUUCUCUCCAGCUUCAACAGUGGAGAGGCAUUGUGGGAAAAUCCCAGCUCCAGUUUCCUAUGUACCAGCAGCCUUGUCAGAGCUCACUGACCAGAUGAACUUUGCAGAAAGGGUUAAAAAUACCCUAUCUUAUCCUCUACAAGAUUACAUAUUCCAGUCCUACUGGGGAGAAUGGAAUUCAUACUACAGCAAAGUUCUAGGAAGACCCACUACAUUGUGUGAGACUAUGGGCAAAGCUGAGAUUUGGCUAAUUCGGACAUACUGGGAUUUUGAAUUUCCUCGUCCAUACUUACCUAAUUUUGAGUUUGUUGGAGGAUUGCACUGUAAACCUGCCAAACCUUUACCUAAGGAAAUGGAAGAAUUCGUCCAGAGCUCAGGAGAAGAUGGUGUGGUGGUGUUUUCACUGGGGUCAAUGGUGAAAAACCUCACAGACGAAAAGGCCAAUCUCAUUGCUUCAGCUCUCGCCCAGAUUCCACAGAAGGUUCUAUGGAGAUACAAGGGAAAGAUACCAACAUCUUUAGGAUCCAAUACUCGGCUCUUUGAUUGGAUACCCCAGAAUGAUCUUUUGGGACACCCCAAAACCAAAGCCUUCAUCACUCACGGUGGAACUAAUGGGAUCUAUGAAGCCAUUUAUCAUGGGAUCCCAAUGGUAGGAGUCCCCAUGUUUGCUGACCAACCUGACAACAUCGCUCACAUGAAGGCCAAAGGAGCAGCUGUGGAGGUGAACAUGAACACCAUGACCAGUGCAGACUUGCUCAGGGCCCUGAGGACAGUCAUCAAUGAUCCUUCUUAUAAAGAGAAUGCAAUGAGGUUAUCAAGAAUUCACCAUGAUCAGCCAGUGAAGCCUCUGGAUCGAGCUGUCUUCUGGAUCGAGUUUGUCAUGCGCCACAAAGGAGCCAAGCACCUUCGGGUUGCAGCCCACGAUCUCACCUGGUUCCAGUACCACUCCCUGGAUGUGAUUGGGUUUCUGCUGGCCUGUGCCUCAGCUGCUAUAUUGUUGGUUGCAAAAUGUUGCUUCUUCUCUUUUCGAAAAUUUUGUAAGACAGGCAAGAAGAAAAAAAGAGAAUAG
This is a messenger RNA of Dipodomys spectabilis (banner-tailed kangaroo rat), 2214 nucleotides long. Its product is annotated as UDP-glucuronosyltransferase 2A1. Bases 1 to 2214 code for a protein of 737 amino acids. NCBI's taxonomy places the organism in Eukaryota, Metazoa, Chordata, Mammalia, Rodentia, Heteromyidae. The transcript is spliced from 7 exons. Gene Ontology annotation, molecular function: UDP-glycosyltransferase activity. The record is from RefSeq and is a predicted model, not a curated record.